Molecule: messenger RNA, 1310 nt
Organism: Argentina anserina (silverweed cinquefoil)
Lineage: Eukaryota; Viridiplantae; Streptophyta; Magnoliopsida; Rosales; Rosaceae
Product: myb family transcription factor PHL7
Exons: 7
Coding region: 159-1151 (330 amino acids)
Molecular function (GO): DNA-binding transcription factor activity; DNA binding
Source: RefSeq, a predicted model, not a curated record
AUUUUCUCAAAACCAACGUCUAGAGAAAAGUUUGGCAAACUUGGUCGUUCGGGUGUCUGCGCUCAGCUCAAACACACACAGAUUCUAAACAAAACAAAGCUCCGAAAAUUGACGAGGGGAAAAGAGAUCCGUCAUCCGAACUGAGCCAGAUAUGACAAAUGUAUCAACCAAAUGGUACUCCUAGUUCAGGCUUAGUCCACAAAAAUUUGUUAGUCCAUGGUCAAUAUCUAGAUUGCCGCCCCAAUACAAUGGACAAUGCCAAUGGAGCCAACAGUCCCAGCAACUCUAAUCUUACUUCAAAGCAGCGAUUGCGUUGGACACAUGAGCUUCAUGAACGCUUUGUUGAUGCAGUGGCACAACUCGGUGGCCCAGAUCGUGCAACACCCAAAGGUGUCUUGAGAGUGAUGGGUGUACAAGGUUUAACCAUAUACCAUGUAAAGAGCCAUUUACAGAAAUAUCGACUUGCAAAGUACCUACCUGACUCCUCGUCUGAUGGGGGGAAAGCUGACAAAAAAGAACCAGGGGACAUGCUUUCUGACGUGGAUGGUUCCUCUGGAAUGCAAAUAACGGAAGCAUUAAAGCUGCAAAUGGAGGUGCAGAAGCGACUGCAUGAACAAUUAGAGGUACAGAGACAGCUACAGUUAAGGAUAGAAGCACAAGGUAAGUACUUGAAGAAAAUUAUCGAAGAGCAACGACGACUUAGUGGGGUUCUUUCGGAAGCACCUGUCCCUGGGAACUCCACACUUGCUUCAGGUGAUACAUGCCCAGAAUCUGACAAGGUUGACCCAGCAACCCCUGCCCCAACCUCUGAGGGUCCCAUUUUAGACAAGGCUAACAAGGAACGCGCACCAGGCAAGAGCCUUUCUGUUGAUGAAUCUUGCUCAUCUCGUCAUGAAGAACCCUCGACUCCAGAUUCUGGUUCUCAUGUUAUUUCUCCAGCUGAGAGGUCGAUGAAGAAGCAAAAGUUUAGCACGGUUGAAGCAUUUUCUAAUCCAGAAGUGGUACUUGCACACCAAAUAUUGGAGUCAAGCGUAAACUCUUCCUAUCAGCAAGCACACACCAUUUUCUUGCCCAGGGAGCAGUCUAAUCCCACAUCUGGGAUUUCUGUCAGGAAUAAUGAUUUGGAGCAAGAUGCUGGUAGUGAUAUGUAGUUGGUAUAAAGUGGACUGGGAUUUUCACACGUCCUUAAUCAGGUGAAUGAAUGUUGCCGACUGGUGUUAUAUAAUUAGAGGUUCCUGCUAAACCAGGCCAAUGGAGAACUGUCAUGCUUAAAUUGAGUUGUGAACAUGAGUGGAAAUUUCAAAUUUGUA